UAUAUAAAUAUAUGUAUACAAAAUACAAAACAAAAAAGAUCUCCCGCUAAUAACAUAAACGCGCGCGUAACUACAACAACAACAACAACAAAGUAUACCAGAAACAACAACAAAUUAAAUACAUAAAUCUAAGCAAAGAAUGUAAAAAAUCUAAAGCAAAGAUUUUAACAAAUGUGCCUGUGUUAAAACCGAAAAUAUAAAAAAAAAUAAAAGUAAAAAGAAGAAGAAGCAGAAGAAGCGAGUAGUAGAAGCAUAAAGUGCAAAGCAGCUAAGAACAACGUAGAAGAGGAAAAGAGAGAGGGAGAGAUAGAAAUUCUAAUAAUAUUUUUGUGAGUGUCAAGCAUAAAGUAAAAAAAACACAACUCGAGCGCAGCAAGCGUAGCAGGAGGCCCCAACACGUAUAGCCAGAGUCACACAGAUCCAGAGAUCAGCCGAGAUCUACGUCUGUGAGGACGACGAGGCCGAGGACGAGGACGAGGACGCAAGGGACGCGGACCCCUCGUUUUGUGUUGAGCCGCCAACUGUCGUCUGUACACCACUAAAAGUGGCACAAAUCGGGUUAGACGUCGCUCCCAGAGCAUUAAUGGCUCAGCCUAGGUAUGACGAUGGCCUGCAUGGCUACGGCAUGGACUCUGGCGCCGCAGCCGCGGCGAUGUAUGAUCCACAUGUCGGCCAUCGGCCGCCGGGACUGCAAGGCCUCCCCUCGCACCACUCACCGCACAUGACGCACGCCGCGGCAGCGGCCACAGUUGGGAUGCACGGCUACCAUUCGGGGGCCGGAGCGCAUGGUACACCUAGUCAUGUAUCACCGGUUGCUAAUCACCUAAUGGGCGCAAUACCCGAGGUACACAAACGUGAUAAGGAUGCGAUUUAUGAACAUCCGCUAUUCCCGCUCUUAGCGCUCAUAUUCGAGAAAUGCGAAUUGGCCACAUGUACGCCGCGAGAGCCUGGCGUGCAAGGUGGCGAUGUUUGUUCGUCGGAAUCGUUUAACGAGGAUAUUGCAAUGUUCAGUAAACAGAUAAGAUCACAGAAACCCUACUAUACCGCAGAUCCCGAAGUCGAUUCACUGAUGGUGCAGGCAAUACAAGUGCUUCGGUUUCACCUUUUAGAGUUAGAAAAAGUGCAUGAACUAUGCGAUAAUUUCUGUCAUCGAUAUAUCUCAUGCUUAAAGGGUAAAAUGCCAAUAGAUUUAGUGAUUGACGAACGGGACACCACCAAACCACCAGAAUUAGGUUCAGCAAAUGGUGAAGGAAGAAGUAAUGCCGAUUCAACAUCGCACACCGAUGGAGCUAGUACACCAGACGUUCGGCCGCCCAGCUCAUCGCUGUCCUAUGGGGGCGCAAUGAACGAUGAUGCUCGCUCGCCGGGCGCUGGUAGUACACCUGGUCCAUUAUCACAGCAGCCACCUGUCUUAGAUACAUCAGACCCUGAUGGUAAGUUCUUAUCAUCACUCAAUCCUUCAGAACUAACAUACGAUGGACGAUGGUGUCGAAGAGAAUGGUCCUCACCUGCCGAUGCUCGCAACGCAGACGCCUCCCGGCGAUUGUAUUCCUCAGUCUUCCUUGGCAGUCCUGACAAUUUCGGAACGAGUGCAAGCGGUGAUGCCAGCAACGCCAGCAUAGGCAGCGGCGAGGGCACCGGCGAGGAGGACGACGAUGCGAGCGGCAAAAAGAACCAAAAGAAGCGUGGCAUUUUCCCAAAAGUAGCAACAAACAUAUUGAGAGCGUGGCUGUUUCAGCACUUAACGAGCAGCAACACAGCUCGCCCCCAACAUCUUAUCGCAAUCUGCAGUUACAUUCGCUUACCCAACCCAACUCUUGUUGUUUUAGUCUGUGAUAAGGUCUUAGCAGAGCCAUAUUUGGUUUUGGCCACUUUGAUAAGAUUAGUUUGCCCAAUAGCUGCUUUGGCAGUGGGCGUGGCUACGCGAGCUGAUGUAAACGUUAAUUGAAGGCGGUUCAAUGCAAAUGUGUUGACGAAACCCAGCAAGUCCCAACCAGAUUAGAUAAUGAGAUGUGCCAAGUAGAAAUUGAUGAUCUGCCCGGCAACGCCCUCGACGUGCACUAACGGCACUCAACUGCGCAGUAAAAGCAAAAUUUAUAAAGUCAUUCAGCUGCUUAUCAAAGGCAUUGAAAAUGGACUAAACAAAUCCCACGACCGUAACAACCAUUUAGGCCAGGUUUCCAGUUGGGUUAUGCAGUCCAUAGAAUGGCUUAUGGCUUGCUCAACGCGUCCAAUUAGAUUUCCAUUUGAGCCAUCAAAGGGCUCAGCAAAUGGUAAAUGGUAUUCGGACUGUCCCAAACGAUGCGAUACUAAAAGCAAAUUGCCACGGCCAAAACUAUUCAGCAGAAACCUGACCAGCCAAAUCAAAGUUCAGAGCGGAAAGUCCAGCCAGCCGGAUGUGUAAUACAAAUAAACAGAUUUGUUAUGCGCCACUUUAUGUUAAGCAGCAGCAGUAUCAGGAUUCAGGAUACGCAAAAGAAUUUCAGCUGCGUGUAAGGGUUGCACGGGAGCCAAAAAAAAAAACACAGCCAGAGAAAAAAGAACAAACAGAACUAUAAGAUUUUAUGCGCUACGGUCAAGCGGCUGUUAAGGAAGUUCAAACUGCUGCGCUACAGUUUUGGCCAUUAGCCACAUUCGCCCUUCGCUUUGCGGUUGCUGCGUAUGUAAAAUGAUAAAAAUCUUAAUGGAAUUUUGUAAAAGUGUGCAUGCGUGUGUGU
Molecule: messenger RNA, 2717 nt
Organism: Drosophila hydei
Lineage: Eukaryota; Metazoa; Arthropoda; Insecta; Diptera; Drosophilidae
Gene: hth
Product: homeobox protein homothorax
Exons: 12
Coding region: 584-1948 (454 amino acids)
Biological process (GO): positive regulation of cell population proliferation; embryonic pattern specification; animal organ morphogenesis
Molecular function (GO): RNA polymerase II cis-regulatory region sequence-specific DNA binding; DNA-binding transcription activator activity, RNA polymerase II-specific
Source: RefSeq, a predicted model, not a curated record